Arvicola amphibius (Eurasian water vole) is the source of this 2302-nucleotide messenger RNA. RefSeq names its product palmdelphin (gene Palmd). Lineage: Eukaryota; Metazoa; Chordata; Mammalia; Rodentia; Cricetidae. The coding region runs from base 334 to 1989 and encodes 551 amino acids. Gene Ontology annotation, cellular component: cytoplasm; membrane. Gene Ontology annotation, biological process: regulation of cell shape. The transcript has 9 exons. The record is from RefSeq and is a predicted model, not a curated record.
GGGAGCUUAAUGUAAAUAUUCUGCUGUAAGGGUUCUUAAGUAACCGCAGGACUACAGAAGCCAUCGUUAUUACCUAAAGCCAAGCAGAGGGAGUAUAACGAAUGAUUGGUUUGGCACUUCUGCCUCUCUCUCUCUCUCUCUCUCUCUCUCUCUCUCUCUCUCUCUCUCUCUCUCUCUCUCUCUCUAGCUCAGAGGCCAGAGUGAGGCAAACUAAGUGAGGUAACUUUAAGCACACAGACUCACAACACACAGUGCGUGCUGCGGGAACCCCCGGCUGCUCUGACACUCGGCACGGCAGUUCCCUGUGCUACUCCGGGAAAAUAAUGACUUGGAAUGGAAGAAGCUGAGCUGGUGAAGGGAAGACUCCAGGCCAUCACAGAUAAAAGAAAAAUACAAGAAGAAAUCUCACAGAAACGUCUGAAAAUAGAAGAAGAAAAAUCGAAACACCAACAUCUCAAGAAAAAAGCCUUGAGGGAGAAAUGGCUCCUCGACGGAAUCAGCAGUGGAAAAGAACAGGAAGAGAUGAAGAAGCAAAAUCAACAAGACCAACACCAGACCCAGGUUCUAGAGCAAAGUAUCCUCAGGCUUGAGAAAGAGAUCCAAGACCUUGAAAAGGCUGAACUGCAAAUCUCAGCCAAUGAAGAGGCAAUUCUAAAGAAGCUAAAAUCUAUUGAGAGGACAACAGAAGACAUAAUAAGAUCUGUGAAGGUAGAAAAGGAAGAAAUACCAGAAGAGUCAAUUGAGGACAUCUAUGCUAACAUCCCUGACCUUCCAAGUUCCUAUGUACCUUCCAGAUUAAGAAAGGAAAGACAUGAAGGCCAAGAUGAUGAUGAACAAAACAGAAAAGCUUUGUAUGCCAUGGAAAUUAAAGUUGAAAAAGAUUUGAAGACUGGAGAAAGUAUUGUUCUGUCUUCAAUACCCCUCCCAUCAGAUGACUUUAAAAGCACAGGAAUAAAGGUAUACGACGAUGGGCAGAAGUCAGUCUACGCCGUCAGCUCCAAUCAGAACACAACCUACAAUGGCACGGAUGGCCUUGCACCAGUUGAAGUGGAGGAUCUCCUGAGACAAGCCUCAGAGAGGAACUCUAAGUCACCCACAGAGUACCAUGAGCCCGUGUAUGCCAAUCCGUUUUGCAGGCCUCUGACCCCACAGAGAGAAAGAGUAAGCCCUGGACCAAACUUUCAAGAAAGGAUAAUGAUGAGAGCUAACGGACUAGGCAACCAUGCCAAUGAAUCCAUGCACAAUCUGAACGAUGGGCUUUCAGAAGGGAGAAGCAAUGGUCCCUCUCACACCAGCCCUACUCGGCCAACACCUCAGCCCCGAUCAACCAUUCAGCAAGCAGAAGAGAUGGUCCACACCCAGCAAAAGAGGGUGGGGACUCCCUGGGAAGAAUCGAACACCAGACAGAACGAACAUGAGGUUUCUCCAAGGACAGGACUGAGCCCCCGCAGAGCGAGUCCUGAGAAAUCAAGACCUCAGGGUUCUUCACCCACUUUCCAGGAGGAGGCUGAAGAUGUAAGAUACAACAUCGUUCAUUCUCUGCCUUCUGAUGUGGAUGACGCAGAACCGGUGACGAUGAUUUUCAUGGGGUAUCAGCAGGCAGACGACAUUGAGGAAGAAAAGAAGCUUCUGACGGGGUACGAUGGGGUCAUCCAUGCCGAGCUGGUUGUGAUUGAUGACGAGGGGGAGGAGGAUGAAGGACAAGCCGAAACGCCAUCCUACCAUCCCGUAGCUCCCUGUAGUCAGGUUUACCAGCCAACCAAACCAACCCCGCUUCCUAGAAAGAGAUCAGAAGUUAGACCUCAUGAAAACACAAACCAUAAAUCUCCCCACAAAAAUUCCAUAUCUCUGAAAGAGCAAGAGGAACGCUUAGGCAGUCCUGCCCACCACUCUCCCCCGGGCAUCCCAAUGGCUGGAGAUGGGACUGAGGAUCCGUCCUUAACAGCUUUAAGGAUAAGAAUGGCAAAGCUGGGGAAAAAGGUCAUCUGAGAGCCUUAGUGCCCACCUGAAGAACCUUGGGAGAAGCCAAGAAAUGCCUGAAAAUUUCUCUUCUGAAUACUUUUAUUUCUUUUUCCCAAAGUCCAAAUAUAUAUAUAAUUAUUCCCAUAGUAAGCCACAUAAAUAAAUAGUAGUCUUUAUUCAUGAAAAAAAUCCCCCCCAAACUGGGGAAAACAAAUGCUAACUUUUCCAGUUACUUGACAUGACUCAGUGGGUCGGGGGAACCAGUAUAUUUUUAUUGUCUUGAUACCAAAGCAUUUCUAAUAAGAGCUUGUUAAAUUUAAGAAUAAAGUUAUUUAAAAUA